AUGCAUCCCAUGCACAGAUAUCACCUUACCGCCACUGGCCACAAUCUCAACUAUCUUCCCGAGUAUAUCGCCCGUCGCCAUGGUUACUUCAAGGAACAAGGUCUCGAUUUUGAUCUCAGCAUACCGACUCCCUGGGAUGGCGUUCUCGAAGAUCUCAAAAAUGGGACCGCUGACAUGGCUCUCGGGGGUAUUUGGGUGCCGGCGAUGUAUCGAAAUAGGGCCAAAGACUACACUGUCUUUGCGCAAAUUGCGAAUCGCUGCCCUCUUGCUCUGAUUCGCCGAACUCAAGAUUUUGGAUUCAAGCUUUCUGAUGUUGUUGGAAGCACCGUUCUCCUGAAUUCAAGCGGUGGAGCCAGCGUAGGCCUGUUUUUCAAGAUGUUGCUACGUCAGAAUGCACUGGACCCAAAAUCUGUCAACUUCAUUCAAGAUCUGGACGGUGCGAUGCUGGCUACUUUGUUCGAAGGCGGCAUGGGCGAUUAUUUCGUUACUGAUAAUCUGUCUGCUUUGGCCAUGACAGCGCGAAACCCCAAAAUAUCAAUUGCAAUGGAAAUGGUCAAGGAAGACGAUAUCCCUUGGAGUGUCUAUUACCGAGAGACGGCAACUAUUACUCAGGAAGUUCUCGAUUUACAGAAACGGUUUUGCAUUGCUCUUAACAAAGGCAUAGACUGGGUUCUUCGAAAUGAUGCGGAGUCAUUCAAAGAGGAACUUUCCGAGUUAUUCCCAGGCGUAUCGAUUGAUGUUGUCGUAGCCGUGACGAAUUCUUACCGUGAGAACGGCAUGUGGUCCUCAACCUGUAUACCUAGAAAGGCAUUCAAUCAGUGGCAAUUGGGUCUUGCCGAUGCAUGUCUCAUAAAGGAGGUGUUCUCUUAUGAGGAGAUGGUGAAUGAUGUACCAGCAAAAGAAGCCCAGCUAGAAAUGGCGGCUAAAUAG
Messenger RNA from Penicillium nucicola, 930 nucleotides. Its product is annotated as ABC transporter substrate-binding protein. The coding region runs from base 1 to 930 and encodes 309 amino acids. The transcript has a single exon. Gene Ontology annotation, biological process: thiamine biosynthetic process. NCBI's taxonomy places the organism in Eukaryota, Fungi, Ascomycota, Eurotiomycetes, Eurotiales, Aspergillaceae. The record is from RefSeq and is a predicted model, not a curated record.